GAGGGGGCCCCUCCCUCGCACCUCCCCCCCCCCCCCCCGACUUGGUCGCGCCCGAAGUGUAACACUUUCUCUUUGUCGGAGGAGCUCUUCUCUUGUUUCCUGUGCUGUGGCUCCGGUUGCAGCGGCGGCGCCGGUGGCAGCCCUGGCGGACGCGGGAGCGAUGGCAGCGGCCGACAUAGCUCGCCAGGUGGGUGAAGGUUGCCGAACUGUCCCCCUGGCUGGACAUGUGGGGUUUGACAGCUUGCCUGACCAGCUGGUGAAUAAGUCAGUCAGCCAGGGCUUCUGCUUCAACAUCCUGUGCGUGGGAGAGACGGGUUUGGGCAAGUCCACCCUCAUGGACACUCUGUUCAACACCAAGUUUGAGGGGGAGCCAGCCACUCACACACAGCCGGGUGUCCAGCUCAGAUCCAAUACCUAUGACCUUCAAGAGAGCAAUGUGGGGCUGAAGCUCACGAUUGUUAGCACAGUGGGCUUUGGGGACCAGAUCAACAAGGAAGACAGCUACAAGCCCAUUGUUGAAUUCAUUGAUGCACAAUUUGAGGCCUACCUGCAGGAAGAGUUAAAGAUCCGAAGAGUGCUGCACACCUACCAUGACUCCCGAAUCCACGCGUGCUUGUACUUCAUCGCCCCCACAGGUCAUUCACUGAAGUCCCUGGAUCUAGUGACAAUGAAGAAGCUGGACAGUAAGGUGAACAUCAUCCCCAUCAUUGCCAAAUCAGAUGCCAUUUCUAAGAGUGAACUCACAAAGUUCAAAAUCAAAAUCACCAGUGAACUUGUCAGCAACGGAGUCCAGAUCUAUCAGUUCCCCACAGAUGAUGAGUCGGUGGCUGAGAUCAAUGGAACUAUGAAUGCUCACUUGCCAUUCGCUGUCAUUGGCAGCACAGAAGAACUGAAGAUAGGCAAUAAGAUGAUGAAAGCCCGUCAGUAUCCUUGGGGGACGGUGCAGGUUGAAAAUGAGGCCCACUGCGACUUUGUGAAGCUGCGGGAGAUGCUGAUUCGGGUUAACAUGGAGGAUCUGCGGGAACAGACCCACACUCGGCACUAUGAGCUGUACCGCCGCUGUAAGCUGGAGGAGAUGGGCUUCAAGGACACCGAUCCUGACAGCAAACCCUUCAGCUUACAGGAGACCUAUGAAGCCAAACGAAACGAAUUCCUAGGGGAGCUCCAGAAGAAAGAAGAAGAAAUGAGGCAGAUGUUUGUUCAGAGAGUCAAAGAAAAAGAAGCAGAGCUCAAAGAGGCAGAGAAAGAGCUCCAUGAGAAAUUUGACCGUCUGAAGAAACUGCACCAGGAUGAGAAGAAGAAGCUGGAAGAUAAGAAGAAGUCCCUGGAUGAUGAAGUGAAUGCUUUCAAACAGAGAAAGACUGCAGCUGAGCUACUUCAGACCCAGGGUUCCCAGGCUGGGGGCUCACAGACUCUGAAAAGAGACAAAGAGAAGAAGAACUUUUUUUAAUCUUGUCUUCAGCAGCUGCACUAAAUCUAAAGGAGAAGACUGCCAUGAUAGAAGAGUUAGGGUUCCAUAUGGUCUCAAACCAGAAAUCAACCAGUUAUCUCUCCUCCCCCAACUGCACACGUAUACACUCACACCACAUGCAACAAGGGUUCUUGUAUCCCCGUGUCCUGGCAAGAAGCUCUCUUCUGAUUUACAUGGUAUUUUCAGUGGAAGUGUCUUGUUCUAAACUAACAAGGCAGGAAAAGAAUCACCAGAGCUGGAAAAUGGAUCAGAUGGUAACCUCAGAGAGAAAACUGCAAUACCACUCACUCGAGUGUAAGUGAUUGGGACAGGAGACCUCCGCUGUGGGAGUGGAUGUGCUCCUUGUAAGGUUUUGAGUGUGAAGUUUUUCUUUUGAAACAAUUCUUUAGUUCAGAGGGCUGACUGUUGCCAGCCACUAUUAAACACUUCUGAAAUAGGCAACAGAAAAAUUGCAUCUUCAACAUUCAUAAACCUCCUUCAGACCCUAGCAAGGGAGAAAAUAAUGGGGUCUACUCUCUUAACCGUUCAGGUGGAAAGAGACAUUGAUAGAGACACUGGGAUUGAGGUUAGUUAAGAACAAAAUGACUCCAUUCGAAUUUCCAAGGCCAUGUGGAAUUUUGGGGCGAAGUUUCUGGUUCAGCUUUGGGAUCUGGAGAGAGAGCUUUCAUAUUGAUCAAUCUACCUUGAAUUCAUUGGCUAAACUUGCAUCAAAAUACCAUGUGAGUGUGUUCAUUCCAGUAUGUCCCGACCAACAUCAAUACCAUUCUGCUGUUCAGUGUCUCUUGAGAGAGCCUCUUUGCAUGUUUUCCAGAACCUGUGUUUGUUUUUCCUGUCUUCUCUGUUCUUUUUGCUCAAAGGUGUGACCAGUCAUUGGCCCUUUGAAGCUUUGAUUUUUCCAAGAAAAACAUCCCAGAACCAGCACUGUUUAGCUUAAUACCUUUCUAAUGUCCAUGUUAAUUUUCAAUAAAAUUCAAAGAAAUGC
This is a messenger RNA of Dipodomys spectabilis (banner-tailed kangaroo rat), 2453 nucleotides long. RefSeq names its product septin 6 (gene Septin6). Lineage: Eukaryota; Metazoa; Chordata; Mammalia; Rodentia; Heteromyidae. The transcript is spliced from 10 exons. The record is from RefSeq and is a predicted model, not a curated record. Bases 161 to 1450 code for a protein of 429 amino acids. Gene Ontology annotation, biological process: cytoskeleton-dependent cytokinesis; cilium assembly. Gene Ontology annotation, molecular function: molecular adaptor activity; GTPase activity; GTP binding. Gene Ontology annotation, cellular component: septin complex; septin ring; microtubule cytoskeleton.